Dibothriocephalus latus is the source of this 513-nucleotide messenger RNA. NCBI's taxonomy places the organism in Eukaryota, Metazoa, Platyhelminthes, Cestoda, Diphyllobothriidea, Diphyllobothriidae. The record is from the annotation of a GenBank genome assembly.
AUGUCCGCGAUGGCAGCAAGUGAAGCGACAGCAAAGGAAGCGCAGCCCCCAUCGUCACCAAACAAGCCCGUCUAUCUUCCUGCGGGAAGAUACGAAUUUAAAGACUCUGGAAUUUAUAUUGGAGAGUGGUUGGAUGAGAAGGCUGUCGGGUUGGGACUCAUUACAAAGGACAAGUCCCAAGGAGAGUACACGGGAUUAUGGGAGGCCGGGUCGGAGAAAUCGGGAGUCUUCCUGUGGCCAAACGCUCCGGGUGCGAUGUACGAAGGUGAAUGGGCCUCCAAUCGAAGAAACGGCUUCGGCGUCUUCAAUCGUGAGGAUUGGGCCAUCAUGGGAAAAUUUGUAGAUGAUUUCAUAACCAUCGGCGUCAAGGGUAAGGAGAAUACUGCGGCGCGUUUCGAGGGUCGUUUUGAGAACGGACUGCCUGCCUUUGGCGUGGAGACUUAUGGUGACGGAGCUACCUGGCAUAAAAAAGCUUUGGAGGUACGUUCAUGCCUAGGCAACAGAGAGGUCUAA